AUGGACCUAACCAAGAAAUACAAUUUGGGCCUCAUGGGAAACAGAAUGGAGCAGGCUCUGGAUUACAAUCUACGAGAUAUACACCACUUGGGUUCCAAAGUUUUGCUACCCGCCUAUAUGGAUCUAAUGAAGAGCCAAGAUUUAUCAACAGCCAAUCGAAAAUCAAUAAACAUUUUGGGAUGGUGCCUUGAAUUGUUGCUUUUGGCCUUUGACGUAAGCGAUGAUAUUAUGGAUAAUAGUAUCACACGAUUUGGUAGACCCUGCUGGUAUAGGCUCGAAUCCAUAGGCCUUAAGGGCCUAAAUGAGUCCUUCAUAUUUGAGAGUCUGACUUAUUAUUUGCUUCACAAGCAUUUUCGAGAUUUCGAAUGUUAUAUGGAUCUGGUGGAGUUAUUCCAUGAGAUAACCUUGAUUACAGCAUGUGGCCAAGGUGUGGAUGUGAUGGCCGGUCAAAUGUCUGUGGAAUCUUUCACCAUGGAUUUGUAUAGGAGUAUUGCCGAACUAAAGACAUCGUAUAUGGCAAUUUAUUUCCCCAUUGCCUUGGCCAUGACCCUUGUGGGCAACAAAAAUCCUCAAGAUUUUCAAACCAUAAAAAAAAUUUCCAUGGAUGUUGGUCAUCUACUACAGGCGCAGAAUGAUUACUUUGAUUUUUUUGGUAGCCCUAAGGCAACGGAAAAAAUUGGCACCGACAUUGAACAGAACAAAUGUUCCUGGCUGGCUGUGCAAUGUAUGCAAAGGGCCUCCAAGGAACAAAAGCGGAUUAUGUUUGAGUGCUAUGGGAAAAAUGAUCCCCAUAUGGUGCAACAAGUAAAAGACCUCUACAACACUCUUCAGCUUCGUGAACUCUAUACAGCCUAUGAAGAAACUGCAAUUACAACAAUUACUGCGCAAGUUCAGCAAGCCUCUGGGGAUAUACCUAAAGAAGCUAUUUUGCAUAUACUCGAACAAAUACGCCAAUGCAGUCUAUUUUAG
This is a messenger RNA of Stomoxys calcitrans (stable fly), 969 nucleotides long. RefSeq names its product farnesyl pyrophosphate synthase-like. NCBI's taxonomy places the organism in Eukaryota, Metazoa, Arthropoda, Insecta, Diptera, Muscidae. Gene Ontology annotation, cellular component: cytoplasm. The coding region runs from base 1 to 969 and encodes 322 amino acids. Gene Ontology annotation, molecular function: (2E,6E)-farnesyl diphosphate synthase activity; dimethylallyltranstransferase activity. The transcript has 4 exons. Gene Ontology annotation, biological process: trans, trans-farnesyl diphosphate biosynthetic process. The record is from RefSeq and is a predicted model, not a curated record.